AUGAACCCUACGAAAUCGGAAAUCUUCUUUGGAGGCUAUGCAGCCACUGAAGCAGCGAGACUGAGCAAUUUAUCAGGGUUCAAGGUAGGCUGUUUUCCUACUAGAUACCUCGACCUUCCUCUGAAUCUGCAGCGCAUCUCCUUCUCCACUCUCCAACCUUUUAUUGAGCGGAUAACGAACAAGCUUCACUCGUGGACGGCAAAAUCUUUAUCCUUUGCCGAGAAAACCACGCUCAUCUCUUCAGUUAUUUACGGCAUGGUCAAUUUCUGGAGUGCGGUAUUCGCCCUGCCUAAAAGGUUCUAUGAAAAGAGGCAUAUCUUUGGCAAGAAGGGUUUCUGGUUGACGGACGACUCUACUCGCUUCUCUCCCUCCAUCCGAGCGCCCGUCUCUCGUGCUGUUGUGGAUGGCCAGUGGCGCCUACCGGGGGCACGCUCAGAUGAGGCUCAGGCUCUGCAAAUUUGGUUCUCCACAUCUCUCCUCCUCACCAAGCUAAAGGCAGUGAUACCUAUCGUUGGCGUAAUGCUGCAGGCUUAUUUGUCAACACUUUCUCUUCUAAGGGUACUUGGGAGCAGCUUAGGGCUGUCGGAUAUGGCCUCUUGGAUCGGCUCUGCUCAAACUCGGGCUCGGAGCCCUCGUGAUAUUAUAAUCAGGCUUUUGGUUCAAGCUAUCACCUAUAUGCUGUGGAAGGAGCGCAAUACCCGGGUCUUCACCAACACACCUGCAACUGCAUUUUCCAUCCGUCAUGCCGUGGAUCUUCGUGAUCGCCUGCUAUCCUUUCCAUCUGCCAAUGUAAGGUCUCCCUCUAUUCUCGAGCUGUAUUUCUCUUGUGUUACUCUCCCUCUGUAA
Messenger RNA from Thlaspi arvense, 846 nucleotides. Lineage: Eukaryota; Viridiplantae; Streptophyta; Magnoliopsida; Brassicales; Brassicaceae. The record is from the annotation of a GenBank genome assembly.